ACAGCAACAGGAGCAGCAACCGCAACAUGGCAGCUGCUGCACGUAGCUGCAAUGGGCGUGGCCGUGCAGCUAUCGCCCUGUGGUUAAUAUUGCUGCUGGUCGGCGACAGCAGCAAUGGCCAGGCGCAAGCAGCAACAGUUGCCGCCACAGCAAGUGCAACAGCCACACAACGUUUGAAGUUUGGUGUUGCGGGCGACACUCCCACACUGAUAGCGACUACAAAGCAUGAGCAACAGCAGCGUCAGCACAGCAGCAACACCACAGCAACAACAGCAGCAACAGCAACGGCAGCAACAGCAGCAACAGUUGCUAAUGCAAGUAGCCAGUCAAUAACCACCGCAGCGCCAGCAACAACAACGACAACAACAACAACAACUGAGCAGCUGACACACUCGGUGGAUGCGGUGGUGCGGCUGCUGGACUUGGAAGUGACAGCAGCACCACCGAUUGGCAGUGGACACGAUGGACUCAAGCUGACCAAGAAGAAGCAGCUGCAGCAGCAACACUUUGCCACAGCAGCAACAGCCACCAACAAAAUGGAAAUAGAUACCACUAGCACCACCAGCACCACCAGCACCACCAGCACCACUCCAGAUAGCAGCACAGAGCCCGAGCUGUUGCCCGUGCCGAAUGGCUAUUUGGGACCCAUUUUUAUGGGCGAGAAAACGUUUAGUGUGGCUCAUCCACUGAAGAAACCACUGGCGCCCGACCACCAGGAGGUGGCACAGCGACCAUCGCAUGACGACACCAUCGAGCAGCAGCUGCGGGAGGGACGCAUCGUGGAGAUUUUAGCGCCCACAGCUCUGCUCGAAUCGAACAUUGAGAGCAGUUCGCAGCGACCGGCAACCACCACUAGCAGUACCACCACCAGCAGCAGCACCACCCUGCCGGCUGCACCACACACGCAGUCAGUACUGUCAACAACCGUCUUUCAGGUGCCGGAGCCGCAGAGCAGCACCACCCGUCUGCCCAUGGCAGCGGCUGAGAUAACGGUGGCCGGCUCAGCGGUGCUAGCGGCACCACCGCGCACCGAAUCCAAAAUAUCGGACAUACAAAUCGAGGUCUACGACUCGACCGUCGACUCGAUAGUGGCCUCCACGAAUUUCCGCGACACGCAGGGCUACUACCCGAAGCCGAUGGAGCCAGCGGUGGGCACCACCAAGCCACCUAGCUCGCCCAUGGCCCAGGAGCGCUUCACCCAAUACGUAAUCGAUCGCGCCGAUGUCUCCACCCAGCCGGCCGCCGGCAUGGGCCAGGCUGUCCCGGGCGGCGGCGUGGGCAAACCCGAGCCAGCUGCCAUCGAGAUCCACAUCAAUGUGUCGGAGGCCUUUGGCAACGAGAGCGAGGAUCUGGAGUUCUCCUAUCGCCAGCCGGCGGUCGGCGAUGCGAAGGCGGGCAAGCCCAACGAUGAGAUACUCGUCGUGGAGAUCAUCGACAACAGCACCGAGAAUAUAUCCAGCGCCAGCGCGGAGCACUUGAAUCUCAGUUCGAUGUUCAGCUAUCCGUACCACUCGGACGCACCACCGCCGGCUGUGCGUCCGCCGCAGGAUGCUGCCGACGAGCUGUUCAUGGCCGAUACGAAGGGCGGCGAUCGGGCUGGCCUGCCGAGGCCACCGCCACCGCCGCCGCCGCCGCCGCUGCCACGCAAGCCGAGCAUCGAUCGGGACUCGGACACCAUCUUCUAUAUAUCGAAUACGGAGGUCAAGGUGGGCGAGUCCCUGCCCACGGCCAGCUCCAGCAGCGAGCAGCAGCAGCGCAAGCUUCAGUUCGAGAAUCAGUUCUUUCCCGCCAGCUACAGGCAGGAUCCGUCGCAGUCGCAGUCGCAGUCGCAGCGCAGCUCAGCAGUCACAGCCCGCUAUGAGGAGGACAUUAUACUCUCGCCGCAGCAUCACACGGCCGACGCGCUAAAGAUUCUGCGCAGUCCCAGCUCCAGCUCGGAUGGAGCACCGCCGCUGGACGUGACCUAUGUGGGGGAGUCGGUGAUUGAGGUGGAGCAGCAGUCGGUGCCGCCACAGGUCGCCGCCAGCUCCCAGCAACCGGACAUCAUUAUACAGCCAGCGGUGUUGCCCGACCUGGCGAUCGGAGUGCCCGUUAUUGGGGAGCUGCCGCCGCAGAUCGAGCUCAAGGAGAUCGACUAUAUGCCGGGCGAGCUGAUCGGCCAGGGGCGCAGCAUCUAUGAGAACGACAUCGAGAGCAACGGGCUGGGUCUGUCCAACGAUCCGGAUGUCAUUGAGAGCUCCAUUCAGUAUGGCGGCGAUCUGAUUGAUGACGGUGCUGGCGGCGGCUUCGACGGCGUCGAGGGCUCCUAUCCAUUCGAGAGUCCCACACAUCGGCUGCAGCAGCAGGACGCAGAGCAGGCGCAGCACGGACUCAGCCAUCAGUCGAUCAAUCAUGGCUUCAGUCACUUGCAUCGCGAGGAGCUGCCCAUGGCGGAACUGCUCAAUGCCACGCUCCAGCUGCACAAUGAGAGCGUCAAGGGCACAAAGUCGGGCGCGGCCUCUGCCAUGGCGCCGCUGCUGCAUGGCGAGCGCAUGGGCAAUGCCACAGCCCUCUCCGAGGAUCCGCUGGCCAACUACGAUGGCUUCCUGAAUCUCUUUGCCGUUUCGAUGGGUCUCAUCAUAGUCGUGCUGCCCGCCGGACUGCUGACCUCCAUGUAUUGCGCCGUGCGUUAUUUGCUGAACAAGAAUGCGAAUUCAAGUGCCGCUGGCGAUGACAGCGAGCAGGGCCACGGCCAGGACUCUAAGCAUGAGUUUGGCUUCUCCAUUCUGUUCAGCUACAUUGUGCGAGUGUGUGUGUGUGUUUGUACACUGAAAGAAAGAAAUAAAAGCCCUGUGCACUCUGUUACUUUGCAGUCGUCGUCGUCGUCGUCCUCGUCGGUCGCCUCCUUCUCGCCGCCGACAUCGCAGCCGAGCAGUCAACAGGCAGCUGCCGCAAAGGCGAUGCCAAAUCGAAACUCGAGUCCGGAACUGAAUCUCAAUCCGAAUGCAUCGCUCAUUCGUUCCAUGUCGCUGGCGCUGGCCAGCGGGGUGCAGUGCAUUGAGUUUCAAUUUGAGGCGAGCCCCGAUAUUCUGACGCCCCCAUCUACGGGCGCUGCCACGCCCACAAUCUCUGGCGCCGCCUUCACGUUCAGCGGUUCCGUCACAAAGAUGACGCUCAAAGAUAAUCAUCUAAUUGUUGUCACCGAAGAGCGACAUGACAUUUCGCGCAACGCCCGCGAGACGAAGAUGCACACGGACAAGGACGGCGUCUUUGUGGUGGAGGUGGCACGCGGCAUUGACUCGAAACAGCCGCCGGAUAGCCCCGCCGCUGGCGUAGACAUCACGGAGCUGCCCUUCGAUACUAGCAGCAAGCUGUCGGCGCUGGAGGAGCGCAGCCUGCCGCCCAGCCACGAACAGGUCCAGAUCCAUGCACCACCCAGCGAUUUUGCCAAUCAGCCAGCUGCAGUCGGCGUGGGCGCAGCUGUGGGCCUGCAGCUCAUCGAGGAGGAGCAGCUGCUGCCGGAUGAGGAGCAUGACACUGACCGCCAGCAGCCCAUACAGUCCCAAACGGGCCUCUCCCAGUCUGACUUGAGCUCCACCUCUUCGAGCGACUCGAACAAGCGCUACUCCUAUGGCAACCAGGAGCUCUAUGUCAUCGAGCAGCCGGGCUAUGCCAAUGACUCGCCCAUGGUGCUCAUGUCUCAACUGGAAAUUGGAGCUGCCAAUGUGCCAGAGCGAAUGCCGGAGCAGCAGGAGCCACAGGAGCAGCAGGAACAACAGGAGCAGCAGGAGCAACAGGAGCAGCAGGAACAGCAGGAGCGGCAGGAGCAACAGGAUCAACAGAAGCAGCAGGAGCAGCAGGAGCAGCAGGAACAGCAGGAGCAGCAGGAGGAACAGGAGCAGCCGGUGCCAGCACCAGCUGCCUUUGGAAAUGAGAACGAAACAGAGGCUGAGCAGAUAACUGUGAAUGUGGAGGAGGCUAAGGAGCAGCAGGCAAAGGAGGAACCAGAGAACAAUUAUGACAGCUUGAUGAGCCUGCCGGCGCCGCCCUCAACCGAGGAGAUUAAGGAGCUCAACGAUUUUACGCUGAUGGAAUCGAAUCAAUUGGAUUCAUUGCCGCCACCACCGCCACCACUCAGCGAGCCAGCCAUUGGAAAUGGACACCAGCACAACGAGGACGCGGAGGAGGAGGAGGAAGAAGAGCAAGAGGAGCAGAAACAGAAGGAGCUAAAGGAGCAGGAGCCGAAACAGCAGCUGAAGCUAGCCAAUGGCAAAAUUUGCGCACCACCAAACACCGCUGAACACACCAAUGGAACUGGCACCGGGCAGGAGCAACCAUCGACUCUGACGCCGCCGGCCUCGCCCCCCGCCUCGCCCAGCGGUGCGACAUUGUGCGCUGGGAGCCUCGCGAAUGGCAUACAUGCGGUGCCGCAGCCCAUGGCCGUCGAUGUGAAUGGCAGUUAAGAAGAAGACGAAGAAGCAGCAGCAGCAGUCACAAAAUAAUGAAGAAGAAGAAGCAGAAACUGCAAGCAGUGAAAGAAGGUAUGCUAUGCAAGAGUACUCAAUAUAUACUAAUCUCUAAGCUAUUUAGAAACUCGAUCAACGUGGUGUUGUUAUAUUUUUUUUUUUUGCAAGCGGUGGGUGAGGGUCCCCACCCACACACAAACACACAUGUUUGUGCGUGUGUGUCGAAUGGUUAGGCUAGACUAAGCGUUAGGCAUCAUAAAAUAAUCCAAAAAAAAGAAAAGAAAAGAAAAAAAAUUA
Drosophila arizonae is the source of this 4742-nucleotide messenger RNA. RefSeq lists its product as uncharacterized. NCBI's taxonomy places the organism in Eukaryota, Metazoa, Arthropoda, Insecta, Diptera, Drosophilidae. The record is from RefSeq and is a predicted model, not a curated record.